This is a messenger RNA of Trichophyton verrucosum HKI 0517, 1473 nucleotides long. RefSeq lists its product as uncharacterized. Bases 1 to 1473 code for a protein of 490 amino acids. Lineage: Eukaryota; Fungi; Ascomycota; Eurotiomycetes; Onygenales; Arthrodermataceae. The transcript has 2 exons. The record is from RefSeq and is a predicted model, not a curated record.
AUGGAUGUGCUUAAGAGCCCCGAGUUCGCGGAGUAUGUGAAAAAUACCAUAGACCGGUACCAUGUACCAGGCGUGGCCAUCGCCGUCGUACAGGGCGAGCACAUCGAGUCUGCAGGCUUUGGAAAAGCAUCCCUCGAUCCUCCUGAAGACUGCACGCCUGACACCCUCUUCGACAUUGCCUCGACCUCCAAGUCGCUGACUGCGGCGUCGGUUGCACUGCUUGUCGACGAUAAUGAGAAACACCCGCAGGUUCAAUACGAUGCUCUCAUGGCUGAUCUCCUACCAGGCGACUUCGUGAUGCCGGGAGACGGACAUGGGGAUGUUACUCUGGAGGAUAUCCUCUCGCAUCAAACUGGGAUGGCACCAUCAGAGUAUCUCUACUGCAAUCUCAUGUAUACCGCCGCCUCGUACCUGGUCGAGCAGAAAAGCGGGCUCAGCUUCUCUGACUUCCUGCAUGCAAACUUCUUCCAGCCACUACGUAUGCAAUCUACCCAUCUCCAGCCUUCCGCAGCCAGGUCGAACGGACUCUCUCACCUCCUGGCGACAGGCUACUUCUGGAACAAGAAAGGAAACAAAUACACGCCUAUCCCAUGCCACGAUUCCCCCGAGUCACAAGGGGCGGGAAGGAUAAUUUCCAGCGCAAACGAUUACAUUCGUUGGGUUCGGGCGUUGAUGAACUGCAAUGACCCCGUUACCAAGAGCAUGUAUGAAGGGAUGAUCAAGAAACGUAUCUCGCAGUCGCCGCCUGGCGAGAGCGGAGAUGACGAAGACGAAAAUGAGCAUAACCAUAAGCCUUCGCAGGCCUUCGCUGGUGCUGGGGUCGAAAUACUUGAGUAUAACGGACAUGUCAUGGUGAGCCACGACGGGCUCGAUCUGGGGUUUGGAGCAACGCAUUUUUUCCUGCCUGAACAGAAUUUCGGGGCAGUGAUAUUUGGGAAUUCAAACAAUGCGUCUAAUGUUGCGAGGUUGAUCAAGUAUAAGCUUGCGGAUUGGGUGACGGCUGGGAACGAGAAGCUGUACUCAAGCUUGCUUGACGGAGUGUCUUCGAGCGAGAGCGACGAAGAUGAGGAAGAGGAGGAGGAUGAAGAUGACUUCACUGAUAUCGAGAAUGAGAUGAUUGAUGAGUUAUGUGCCGAUGGAGGCGUGAGGAGUGAUCAGACACUGGCCCUGUCAGCUUAUACAGGCGAGUACUGGCAUGACGGGUACAAGGGAAUCAAAGUCACGCAGAAGCAGGGCCGGUUGUUCGUUGAUGCGAGAGAUCGAUCUGUGAAAUUCACUCUGGAGUUCAUGCAUAUCUGUGACCAGAGGAAGUAUAUUGCUUACAUGGUCGAGAUGAAUGAGCAGGAUGUCCGGGAUCCUUUGAAAGCGGAGUUUGUGCUCGAGGGCGAGAAGGCGGUGCAGCUUGGUCUGACACUGGAGGAUGCAUGGGAUGGGUAUAUUUGGUUCAAGAGGGUGGAUGCAGCGGAUGUAUAG